Messenger RNA from Austrofundulus limnaeus, 1389 nucleotides. It is a transcript of the gene rp9, whose product is annotated as RP9 pre-mRNA splicing factor. The record is from RefSeq and is a predicted model, not a curated record. Bases 170 to 844 code for a protein of 224 amino acids. Gene Ontology annotation, biological process: RNA splicing. The transcript is spliced from 6 exons. Lineage: Eukaryota; Metazoa; Chordata; Actinopteri; Cyprinodontiformes; Rivulidae.
CCAGCUGGACCGGAAGUAGAUCCGUUCCGCCGCAAUGUUUGCUAAAUAGCCUGUUAGCAGUGAUGAGACCAGACUGUUUACAGAAGUUUCUAAGUAAAGGUGUCUUGCACGCAUCACAAAAUAUACCCGAGUUAAUGUUUUUGAGGGAGAACUGUCCGUUUGCGUCAAAAUGUCGGACAGAAAGCGAAGAAGAGAGAAGGAGCGCGAAGACAGACGAGAGCACAARAAACACAAGACGCCCAAACAUGAGAUGGAAAAACUCCACACACAAACCAAGAAACUCAGCCAAGAGGUUCAAAAACUGAAGCAUAUCGAGACUUUCUAUGAAAAACCUCCACCAGGUUAUAUAAAGGAGUAUGAAGAGAAACCAGAGGACUGUAUUCCUGCUGAUCCGGGGAAUGAAGACGCCAGAAACUUCCUUGCUCACGCCCCCACCAAGGGGCUCUGGAUGCCUUUGGGAAAGGAGGUGAAAGUGAUGCAGUGUUGGAGAUGCAAGCGCUACGGACACAGGACAGGGGACAAGGAGUGUCCUUUUUUCAUCAAAGGCAACCAGAAACUGGAGCAGUUCAGAGUGGCUCAUGAAGACCCGAUGUAUGACUUAAUUAGAGAAAACAAACGGAAUGAAAAAGAAACCAGGAUCCAGCAGCUGCAGCAGCUGCUUCAGGACACCACCUCUUCCUCUUCUUCCUCCUCCGACUCCGACUCAGACAGCUCAUCGUCCUCAGGCCACUGUCGCAAGAAGAAGAGAAAAAAGAAGGACAAGAAGAAAAAAGAGAAGAAGAAGAGGAGGAAGAAGCGAAAGCACAAGUCCUCUAAAUCUAGUGACAGCUCAGAUUCAGAUUGAGACUUUAUCAACAUAAAUAAUGUAAACGUUAGAUGAGACUUAAAGAUACAGCAGUGACUGUAGACCGCAGACUGUGAAACAGCAGAGUGUGAUGAGGGUGCAGGCUGCAAGCUGAAAUAUAAGCUUUAUUUACUGCGCCUGACUUCUGAAGCAUUUCUUUUACCACCGGACGAUGACUCGGUCAGAUGAGGUCUAUGCUUUGAUGCAUCCUGGUGUGAAGCAUUGUCUGCAUGAACAUUAAAGAGAACCGAGUCUAAUAUAUAAAAACUAUUUCCCUCAUUAGAAUGCAUCUGGAAAUAUUACAUAAUCAAGAUUGUAUUUUCCACAGUUUUAUAUCUAAGUGGGAUUAAAAAGUGAUUGUAGCAUAUUUAAUCCACAACAAUACAAUAGAAAAGCCAAAGUAAAAAGUCAGGGGUCAGCUGGAAUGUGAAAGAAAGCCUGAAAUGGUUGUAAACCAAAACAAAUGGAAAAAUUUAAAGUCUGAAUUUACUUAUUUGUUUUGAAAAAGAACUGAACGUUUGUGAAUAAAUUCCUGUCGUAAAUAA